GAAAGUAAGAACUUCUAGAAGUAGAUCAAGCCAUAACAACAUGAGCAAUAGCAUUAGGAGCAGCUUGAGCAGUACAGCAAGGAGAACGGAAGAUGUUUUCGCAGGAGCAUCUCGAAACUGUCGAGCUCAAGAAGAAGAAGAAGAAGAAGAAGCUCUCCAAUGGGCUGCUAUAGAGAAGUUGCCAACUUAUGAUCGGUUAAGAACAAGCAUCAUCAAGUCUUUUGUGGCCGGGAGUGAUCACCAUGGCCAUGGCAACGACGACAAGCUUGCUCCGAGAGAAGUUGACGUUAGAAAGCUUGACAUGGAUGAUCGGCAGAAGUUCAUUAAUGCACUGUUUAAGGUUGCCGACGAAGACAAUGAGAAGUUCUUGAAGAGGUUUAGAAAUAGGGUUGAUAAGGUGGGAAUUCAACUUCCGACAGCGGAAGUUAGGUUUCAGCAUUUAAACAUUGAAGCUGACACCUAUAUGGGCAGCAGAGCUCUUCCAACUCUUGCAAAUACGGCUCAAAAUAUUGCAGAACUAGCUCUUGGUAUGGUUGGCAUCAGAUUGGCCAAGACAACCAAACUUCAUAUACUUAAGGAUGUCUCUGGUAUUAUAAAACCAUCCAGGAUGACCCUUUUAUUAGGCCCACCAUCUUCUGGGAAAACAACCCUUUUGCUUGCAUUGGCUGGAAAAUUGGGUCCAAGCUUGAAGGUUAGUGGGGAAGUAACCUACAAUGGAUACAAACUCAAUGAAUUUGUGCCCCAAAAGACCUCUGCAUAUAUUAGCCAAAAUGAUGUUCAUGUUGCAGAAAUGACAGUAAAAGAAACCUUAGAUUUCUCAGCAAGGUGUCAAGGGGUUGGAAGUCGAUAUGAUCUUCUAAGUGAACUUGCAAGGAGGGAAAAGUAUGCAGGAAUUUUCCCUGAAGCCGAAGUAGACCUUUUCAUGAAGGCAACUGCAAUUGAAGGAGCUGAAAGUAGUCUGGCUACUGACUACAUUCUCAAAAUGCUGGGGCUGGACAUAUGCAAGGAUACGAUUGUUGGAGAUGAGAUGCAUCGAGGAGUAUCUGGUGGACAGAAAAAAAGAGUAACAACAGGGGAGAUGAUCGUUGGGCCAACCAAAACACUGUUCAUGGAUGAGAUAUCAACCGGCCUAGAUAGUUCAACAACAUAUCAAAUUGUCAAGUGCUUGCAACAGAUAGCACAUCUAACAGAUGCAACAAUCUUUAUGUCCCUACUCCAGCCUGCUCCUGAUACUUUUGAUCUCUUUGAUGAUAUAGUACUCAUAUCUGAAGGUCAAAUUGUCUAUCAAGGCCCACGAGAGCAUGUAAUUGAAUUCUUUGAGAGUUGUGGGUUCAAAUGUCCUGAGAGGAAGGGAACUGCUGAUUUCUUGCAAGAGGUUACUUCAAAAAAGGACCAAGCGCAGUAUUGGUCAGACAGAAGCAAACCAUAUCGCUAUAUUCCAGUUACUGAGUUAUCAACUAGGUUCAAGAAGUUCCAUGUUGGGGUGCAGCUGGCAAACGAGCUCUCAGUGCCUUUCGACAAGUCCAGAGGCCACAAAGCAGCCUUAGUCUUCACAAGAUAUUCAGUGCCAAAACUUGAACUUCUUAAGGCAUGCUGGGAUAAGGAAGUGUUAGUGAUCAGGAGAAACUCAUUCUUUUAUGUCUUCAGGACAAGUGAGAUUUUUAUUGUAGGUUUCCUUGCAUCAACAGUGUUUCUCAGGACUAGAAUGCAUCACAGGGAUGAACAAGAUGGAAUGCUUUACAAUGGAGCACUUCUGUUUUCACUAAUUACCAACAUGUUCAAUGGUUAUCCUGAGAUUGUACUUAUGAUCGCCAGGCUUCCCGUUUUUUUCAAGCAAAGAGACCUCUUACUCUAUCCAGCUUGGGCAUUCGCCAUCUCAUUGGUCGUGACAAAAAUACCUAUAGCCAUUUUGGAGACUAUUGCUUGGAUGGCAAUAACAUACUACCCCAUAGGAUUUGCACCAGGGGCUGACCGGUUUUUCAAGCAAAUGCUGGUGGUACAUCUGAUCAAACAAACGGCUGCGUCAGUAUUUAGGCUCAUUUCAGGGGUCUGCAGGACCAUGGUUGUUUCCAACACCGGUGGAACGUUAGCUCUAAUGUUUCUGGCGUUGCUCGGAGGUUUCACCCUUCCUAGAACUCAAAUUCCCAAGUGGUGGAAGUGGGGUUACUGGGUUUCACCUUUGACAUAUAGUUACAAUUCCCUGGCUAUUAAUGAAAUGUAUGCUCCAAGGUGGAUGAACAGAUUGGCUUCUGACAAUGUAACCAGAUUGGGGUUGGCAGUGCUUGAAAGCUUAGAAGUCUAUCCUAAUGAAAAUUGGUAUUGGAUUGGUGUAGGAGCUCUUGUGGGGUUCUCUAUCCUUUUCAAUGUCCUCUUCACCCUGGCACUCACUUACCUGAACCCUCCGUCGGGUCCACAAGCAAUACUUCCACAAGAUUCAGCCGAAGAGACGGAAAGUAACAUAGAAAUGGCAAUCCAAGGAAUCAGAAGUCAGUCCAAUUCCAAUGGUAUAAAUAGAAAUGUUAAUUCGACCCAAGAAGCAGCUAAGAAGGCAAUGAUUCUUCCAUUCACUCCUCUAGCAAUGUCAUUUGACAAAGUGAAUUAUUAUGUUGACAUGCCUCCUGAAAUGAAGGCGCAAGGAGUUACGGGGAACAGGCUACAAUUACUCCGAGAAGUAACUGGUGCAUUCAGGCCUGGAGUUUUGACUGCUCUAAUGGGAGUCAGUGGAGCUGGAAAGACAACACUGAUGGAUGUUUUGGCUGGAAGAAAAACUAUUGGAUACAUUGAAGGUGACGUCAGAAUCGCAGGAUUCCCCAAAAAGCAAGAAACGUUCGCCAGAGUCUCUGGAUAUUGUGAACAAACUGAUAUACACUCACCCCAAAUCACGGUCAGGGAAUCCUUGAUUUAUUCAGCUUUCCUUCGACUUCCUAAAGAAACUAAUAAAGUAGAAAAACUGACUUUUGUGAAUCAAGUGAUGGAACUGGUAGAAUUAGACAAUCUCAAAGAUGGUCUAGUAGGGCUUCCAGGAAUUACAGGGCUGUCAACAGAACAGAGAAAAAGAUUGACAAUUGCCGUGGAGCUUGUUGCUAAUCCUUCAAUUAUUUUCAUGGACGAACCUACCUCUGGUCUUGAUGCAAGGGCAGCAGCCAUCGUCAUGAGGACUGUGAGAAACACUGUGGAUACUGGAAGAACUGUCGUCUGCACAAUUCAUCAGCCUAUCAUCGAUAUAUUUGAAGCAUUUGAUGAACUACUACUGAUGAAAAGAGGGGGACAAGUAAUCUACUUUGGACAACUAGGUCGAAAUUCUCAAAAGAUUAUUGAAUAUUUUGAGGCAAUUCCUGGAAUUCCCAAAAUUAAGGAGAAAUAUAAUCCAGCUACCUGGAUGCUAGAAGUAAGUUCAGUGGCAGUUGAAGCAAGGCUUGGAAUCGACUUUGCUGAGCAUUAUAAGUCAUCAUCUUUCUAUCAGCAAAACCAAGCUUUAGUAAAGGAGCUAAGCAUACCACCACCUGGAGCAAAAAACCUCUAUUUCACCACUCAAUAUUCUCAGUCCAUGUGGGGGCAAUUCAAAUGUUGCCUCUGGAAGCAAUUCAAAACAUACUGGAAAACUCCUGAAUAUAACCUAGUUAGAUUAGGUUUCACUUUGGUUGCCGCUUUAAUCAUUGGAUCAAUUUUCUGGAGAUUUGGCACAAAAAUGAAGGACGCAACUGAACUUACCAUGAUAAUUGGAGCCAUGUAUACAGCUGCCAUGUUUCUAGGAGUUAAUAACUGCCAAACUGCCCAGCCGGUUGUUGCCAUUGAAAGAACCAUAUUCUAUCGAGAAAGAGCAGCUGGAAUGUACUCUGUAUUACCUUAUGCCCUUGCACAGGUAAUAGUAGAAAUACCAUUUGUGUUAGCCCAAUCAUCCUAUUAUACACUUAUCGUGUAUGCUAUGAUCAAGUUCAAAUGGACGGCGAAAAAGUUCUUCUGGUUCUUUUUUGUCAACUUUUUCACCUUUCUUUACUUCACAUAUUAUGGGAUGAUGACUGUCGCCAUCACACCAAACGUCCAAGUAGCAGCUACCCUAUCAUCAGCUUUCUAUUCACUCUUUAAUCUUUUCUCCGGCUUCUUCAUCCCAAGACCGAGAAUCCCUGGGUGGUGGAUAUGGUACUACUGGAUUUGCCCAAUGGCAUGGACAAUCUAUGGACUGAUUGCCUCCCAGUAUGGAGAUGAUGAACGCACCAUUAAAGUACCAGGCAUCGAGCCUGACCCUACUGUUAAAUGGUACGUGAAACACCAUUUCGGGUUUCACUAUGAUUUCAUGUGGGCAGUCGCUGGAGUUUUGGUUGCCUUCCCUGUGUUCUUUGCAUUCAUGUUUGCCUUGUGCAUCAAGGUUCUGAACUUCCAAGUUAGAUAGGGGAAAAACUCUAUGCAACAAAUACCCU
Messenger RNA from Durio zibethinus, 4418 nucleotides. Its product is annotated as ABC transporter G family member 29-like. NCBI's taxonomy places the organism in Eukaryota, Viridiplantae, Streptophyta, Magnoliopsida, Malvales, Malvaceae. The record is from RefSeq and is a predicted model, not a curated record. Gene Ontology annotation, cellular component: membrane. Gene Ontology annotation, molecular function: ABC-type transporter activity; ATP hydrolysis activity; ATP binding.